AUGACUGAAGAACAAGCCGCUAAGAAGCGGAAAAGACCGGUUUCCGUGGGGCCUAAAUCUAAGAAAUCCAAACCGCCGCAAGCGACAAAUAACAAUUCCAAACCAUCGAUAGUAUAUAAUGGAGUGCAAAUGCCAUUCCCUAAACCAUCACAAAACGCAAGCAAUGGUGAUCAGCUAUACUGUAUUUGCCGUAGUAUCGACAAUGGUGAGCUCAUGGUUGGCUGUGACAAUUGUGAUGAUUGGUACCAUUUUGAUUGCUUGAAAUUGGAUAGAAAGAUGGAGAAGUUGUAUUAUAAGUUCUACUGUCCCUAUUGUGAGUCCAUAGACCCUGAGAAAUUCCAAAGCGUGUUCAGGAAAAAAUGUCUUUUACCAAGUUGUGGUCUUCCGAUAGUUAUGAACUCCAAGUUUUGCACCAAAGAUCAUGGAUUGAAAUAUUAUAAACAGAUCAAGGAGAAGCUUACGGAAUUGCCACCAAAGGACUUACGGCACCUUAAACUCGGGGAAAUUUCAAAGAUUCUCAAGUCUCCAGGUAAUCUAGAUUUCGAAAAAUUUAGUAAAUUAGGUGACAGUCUACCCGAGUCCACAGAGUCGGAGUUUGGGAAAUUUGUCAAUAUCGAUGAUCCGGUUAGUGAAUACAAUGUCCAAUUGAAAAAUAUCAAUCAACACUCAGAGCAUCUACAACAACAACAAAAAUUCUAUCAUUUUAAAUCAAAAUAUCUUGGGCAAGUUAAGAAUCAACUUAAACAAAUAAAUGACUACUUUCUUGAAAUCUCUGGGGCUGCGUUAUCACAGGCCAAGACUAAGCCAAAGGACAAGGGGAAGAAAAAUGCAUCCAAGAAAUUUGAGAUUUGUGGAUACAACAAGCUUCUAGCGUUGACGUUGGCUCAAUGGCAAAAAUAUCUAAAAACUGAGGAAGCCCAUAGGAUAUUUAGUAGCAAUAACGACGAGAAUAUUGAUUUCGAAACCAUUGAAAUUGUGCCUGAAUUCUCAGCCUCGCAGUUGGAAAAACUUAAAACCGCAUUCGUUGAUAUUGAAGCCAUGAAAGAGUAUCAAGAUUCUUUAACCAAUGGCUCGCCGCAAGAAAUAUUCCCUGAAACUUGUCUUUUAGAAAAAAAGAAAUGUGGGAGACAUGGUGGUUGGUUGCUGAGAGUUAAUGAUGAGAUUGUUAUUCGGACAAAUGAAAUAACUGCAGAAGAAAACGAAUGGAAACUGCAAUUAGAUGGAUUAAAGCACCGUUAUGUGGUAGAAUAUUGGGAAUGUAAUGAGAAUUCAAAGAGCUGA
This is a messenger RNA of Saccharomycopsis crataegensis, 1281 nucleotides long. It is a transcript of the gene SPP1, whose product is annotated as Spp1p. The record is from RefSeq and is a predicted model, not a curated record. The transcript has a single exon. NCBI's taxonomy places the organism in Eukaryota, Fungi, Ascomycota, Saccharomycetes, Ascoideales, Saccharomycopsidaceae. The coding region runs from base 1 to 1281 and encodes 426 amino acids. Gene Ontology annotation, cellular component: Set1C/COMPASS complex.